This is a messenger RNA of Mobula hypostoma (lesser devil ray), 7938 nucleotides long. RefSeq names its product retinoic acid receptor, alpha a (gene raraa). The transcript has 15 exons. Gene Ontology annotation, cellular component: transcription regulator complex; nucleus. Gene Ontology annotation, molecular function: zinc ion binding; nuclear receptor activity; nuclear glucocorticoid receptor binding. Bases 1400 to 2764 code for a protein of 454 amino acids. The record is from RefSeq and is a predicted model, not a curated record. NCBI's taxonomy places the organism in Eukaryota, Metazoa, Chordata, Chondrichthyes, Myliobatiformes, Myliobatidae. Gene Ontology annotation, biological process: retinoic acid receptor signaling pathway; cellular response to corticotropin-releasing hormone stimulus; regulation of transcription by RNA polymerase II.
GCCGUUGGAAACCUAGGUGGGCAUUAGGACCUAGCAGCAGCUGAUAACAUCGCGGGCGCCCGAACCGAGCAGUGAUUGUAACACGGUGGGCGCUAAGACCCAGCAGCUCGCGGUAAUCUCACGGGCGCCAAGACCCAGCAGCCUAUGGUAAUCUCGCGGGCGCCAGCACUGAGUAGCCGGUCAAUGACCUCGAGAGCGGCUGGACCAAGCAGUUGAUGGUGGUGACCUCGGCAGGCGCUUGGGAUCAACCUCCAUCAACAGCUGGUGGUAAUCCGGCGGGUAUCAGGACCUGGCGGUGCUCCCGCCUAGAGUCAGUCAAGUCCCCCUUAGAAGCGCCGAACUGUGUGCGAGGAUCCGGCUGCGUCGGAGCCACCGUUGGCCGCUUGCAGGUGCAUUUUGCAGUGUGUGUUUCACUUGAAACAAGGCUUGAGAAACUAUUGAUAACUGCUUCAUCUAUGCUGCUUCACAUCUAGUUUGAGUGUUCACCUACUCAGGCAUAUACAGUAAAUUCCAGAAACAGUUGAAUCAAUGAAAGACUGCGCCCAACAGGAUGGUCAAACAACCAGUGUGCAAAAGACAGCAAACUCUCAAAUACAAAAAAAAGCAAUAACUGUCGAGAACAUGAGAAGAAGAGUCCAUGAAAUCAGCAGCAUUGGCAUAGAAUCAGCUCGUCCCCAAAGCCUUGGAACCCCGAAGGAGCGCUCGUCUUCUACGCCACGUCCUUGGGAUAUCGAAACAUGGCUGGUUGAUGAGCCCUGGGAGCAAGUCCCACCACUGCAAGGAACCAAAGUUUGAGUGUGGCUCAGGUCAGGGUCUUCUACAGAACCACAUCCACCUUGAAAAAGAAAACAAGAGACAUUAAAGAUAUCUGAACAGACAAGUCCAGGGCUGGCAUUUCAGAGGGAGUGCUUCAUUGUUGGAUGUGUCUCUUUUCAGGAAACAGAGUAUGGAGUGAAGAAUAUUGAGUCAUAAGACUGGGACUCCUGUUUGCUUUAGUGUUGGAACUCUUGGAAAUGCAAUAAAUCUUUCAGUUACAUGUGCCAGCACACUCGAUCUGGCCCAGAUUUAGUGAAGAAGGCGGCCUGCUCAAGAAAUCUCCGAAAUCUUGAAGAGCGGUUUCCUACAGAGUUCAGCUGCAAUGCGCGCUAAGACAGCACUUGGAUAGAUUUUACGGACUAUCAAGCUUGCUAUCCAUAAGGAUUACAGACUGCCUUUUUAAAGUUUUUUAUAUUUGAAUUGCUGGUUUAUAUAACUUCUUGAUGUGAACACUGUGUUUCUGAGAACAAUUUUGCAAGAAAGGCUAGCUUUGCCUUGAGUUUCUCUGGGCGUUUCUCCUGUUUGAUGCGCUGAUUGUUCAUUGUGCACUUGUAAAGAACGACCUCACGCGCCUUGUGUCAUCAUGUCAACCAACAGCAGUUCGUGCACACCACCUGGUAAUGGACAUGUAAAUGGCUAUCCAGUGCCCCAUUAUCCAUUCUUCUUCCCACCGGUCCUCGGGGGCCUUUCACCACCAUCUAUAAAUGGAUUGCAGCACCAGCUUCCAGUCAGUGGCUACAGUACUCCUUCACCUGCAACCAUAGAAACACAGAGUACCAGCUCAGAGGAGAUUGUGCCCAGUCCACCUUCUCCACCUCCUCCUCCACGUGUAUACAAACCCUGCUUUGUCUGCCAAGACAAGUCAUCAGGUUACCACUAUGGAGUCAGCGCUUGUGAAGGAUGCAAGGGUUUUUUCAGAAGAAGCAUCCAAAAGAACAUGGUAUACACUUGCCACAGAGAUAAGAACUGCAUCAUCAACAAAGUCACCCGCAAUCGGUGUCAGUACUGCCGUCUGCAGAAGUGCCUGGAAGUUGGCAUGUCCAAGGAAUCUGUGCGAAACGACAGGAACAAGAAGAAGAAGGAGGCUCCCAAGCAGGAGUGCUCAGAAAGCUAUACAAUCACACCCGAGACUGAGGAUUUAAUUGAGAAAGUCCGCAAAGCCCAUCAGGAAACCUUCCCAGCACUGUGUCAGCUUGGAAAAUACACUACUAAUAACAGCGCUGAACAGCGAGUAACAUUAGACAUUGAUCUCUGGGACAAAUUUAGCGAACUCUCAACUAAAUGCAUUAUCAAGACAGUUGAGUUUGCCAAACAUCUUCCUGGAUUUACCACUCUUACCAUCGCUGACCAAAUUACCCUCCUCAAAGCUGCCUGCCUAGACAUCUUGAUUCUGCGAAUCUGCACCAGGUACACACCUGAUCAGGAUACCAUGACUUUUUCGGAUGGCCUUACCUUGAACAGGACACAGAUGCAUAAUGCAGGCUUUGGUCCCCUUACUGAUCUGGUUUUUGCAUUUGCCAAUCAAUUACUGCCGCUGGAGAUGGAUGAUGCAGAGACUGGGCUUCUUAGUGCUAUCUGCCUCAUUUGUGGAGAUCGGCAGGAUCUGGAAGAGCCUGAGAAAGUGGAUAAGCUACAGGAACCAUUGUUGGAAGCUCUGAAGGUUUACGUGAGGAAGAGGCGGCCAAACAAGCCACACAUGUUCCCCAAAAUGUUGAUGAAGAUCACAGAUCUGCGCAGCAUCAGUGCCAAAGGAGCCGAGCGGGUUAUUACCCUCAAAAUGGAGAUUCCCGGGUCCAUGCCUCCGCUCAUUCAGGAAAUGCUGGAGAAUUCCGACGGCAUCGAUCCGUCGUCCUCGCCUUGCAGCAAGAGUGGUGCAGCCCGGCCAUGCAGCAGCCCCAGUCUGUCCCCAAGCUCUGCCAGCAGCAGCCCCAACACCCAGUCACCGUAGCUUCCCGAGAACACCAAGGAACAAGUGGGUUGGACUUUCGCUCACCUGGACGUUUGAAGUGUUUUUAAAAGAUGAAGUGUUCACAGGAGAACCACAGUAUUGUUUGCCACAUACUCUGCAGCUUGUGAAAGGCAGUUGCGACUGGGUUGGAACUUGUACCUUGUACUAAGCCACGCUAGAGUUCAAGUCCUUAACUAUGAUGGACAUCGAAUUCAGGGCUGUGCUGACCAGCAGAUAUGAAAUGUGCACACACAUAACACACCCCCAUAGCACACCCACGCACACACCUACACCCACCCCCCCCACACACACACACACACUCUCUCUCUCUCUCUCUCUCUCUCUCACGCGCACACACUCACGAGCACACUCUCGCGCGCACACUCUCGCUUGCGUGCACACUUGCUCGCGCAACUUGCGCGCACACUCUCUUGCACGCACACACUCGCUUGCGCACACACAGCACACAUAUGUAUAUACAGUACAUACAUAUCACAUAUAAGCACGUACAGGCAUGUACGCAUGCCUCGCACACACAAACAUUCAGAAAUAUAUCCACCCUCCAAUAUAGGAAUUAGCAGUUCUUAAAUCAGACUGCACGCCCGUUUGCAAGCCUUCAGCUUCUGGAUUUAGAACAUGCUUUGAUUUACUGCUAGGAGAGAACUAUGAAGACCAUUUUGUGUUUUUUUUAAAUAUUUUUUCUCUCCUUUUGUUUAUCUAUCAUAAUCUCAUAUAAUACUAGUUGAUAGACUGGAUCACCAGCGCAAAUUCCAGUAGUAUCCCAAAAAAAAUGAAGAAUUUGAACAAAGAAAAGUUUAUAUGAAUGAAACAUUUAAUGGAUUAUUUUUGUUGAACUGUUUAAAUUGGAUUUACCAGAGGAAGAAACAAAGCUAUGAUCAUGUCAUUACGUUUUUGAAAUGAGUUCCAUACGAACUGGAAGAUAAAGAAGAUAGCUAGGUUACACUAGGGAUGUCUGUAAAUAUGCUGUUCAGUUUAAUGUACUCACAAGAAGUUCUUUUAUGCGUUUGUUGGUGGGAUGUUCAUUUUAAGCACAUUUAUUCUGAGAGAAGGCAUGGUUCUGAAGUACUGUGUAGGUCCCAAAUAUCCCACCCAGGACAUUGCUUGAUAAGGGAGUUGUGAAAAUAUGUAUGUGGGAUCAUACUUGUUGUGAUCGGGUGGCGCUGCCCUGCCUGCCAUCUGAGAGGGUCACAAUCCCAGGUCAGGCUUGCUGACUGAUAAGGAUCCCUUAUCUUUGGGUUUUAAUUGGCUGGAUGACGAGGUUGUGUGCCAACCUGGACUAUAAUUGUCCUUCAUGAACUCUGUCAGUGGGAGGGAAGAGUAUGUUUUUUUUUAAAACAAACCUUUUAAAGUCUUCACUGAAGCAAUGAUCUCCCUCAUGUCUACCAACCUAAGAAGCUAUCAGUGGAUUAAUUUAACUGCAGCUUGCACAAGAGGGGUCAGUCACGUCCAGAGGCAAAAGAAAAAGGGUUUGAGCUUCUCAGGAUUUGACCGUGAACAUGGACCUGCACAGUGCUCAGGACGUUCCGAUUGUUCAUUCAAGGGAAUGACUAGUCGCCUUUCGACCUCAGCUGGUUCGACUCUCAGUUAUCUUGUUAUAGUUAAGCUUUAAACUGCGUUGGCGUUUUUUGAUAAUAUUGAGACUGCCGAGUUUGAAGUCUCACACAGUUUUCAGAGUGAAACAGGCGUAACUGGGUUUGUGCACUGCCACAGGCUGGGCUCAGCACCACUCCGCUAAGCUCUAAUCCUUCACCCUCCCUGCAAAUCUGAACUAAGGUCAGGCAAGCUGCUUUUCCAAGAAGGCACAGUUGAUCUGGAUUCCUUGAUAUCUAUUUAGGAGGGUGUGGGCUUUGCACAAUGAAGUUAGCAUUUAUUGACCACCACUAGAUUGAUAUGUUCACAUCUGGAAUUGUUGGGAGCAGUUUAAUACAGCUAACUGGCCGUAGAGAGAUGCAGCAUGGAAACAGGCCCUUCAGCCUAUUAAGUCUGCCCUGGCUGUCAACAACCCACUUACCCUAUAGUUAUAUCAUUCCCAUUUUUUUGCCUUGUUUUCCUUUGUACUCUAUGGGCAAGUUGCUGUGGGCAAUUAACCUCUUGACCAGCAUGUCUUUGGGAUGUGGUAGGAAACCAGAGUGCCCAGACAAACCCCACCUGCACACAGACUCCUCACAGCCAGCACCAGAAUCAGGGUCAAACUUGGGUCUCCGGCAUCAUGAGGCAGCGGCUCGGCUAGUUUCUCCACUAUGCUACCCACUAGCUCAGAGAGCAGUUGCUGUUGGAUUAGAAUCACAGAGCAGGCAAGGCUGAUGGCUUUGCUUCCCUAGAGGACCUGAGUGAGCUUACUCGAGCCAGGCCACAGUGCCCUUCAUUGGCACCAAUGUUUAUGUCCAUUCUUUUACACGAAUCGAACUCACAUUCCCUGAUGAAUCCGGUAACAUGACUUUUUCCCAAGGCUCGUGUCUGUCUGGUGUCAGAAUGGAUGCAGCUCAAAAAACACCCCUCUCAAAUUAUCAAAACAGUUCAGGCAAGGCUUUAAGCAAGCGUGACAUUGAAGGGGAAGGACAAACUGAAACUAUUUUCAAUCGAUCCAGGUUCCUGUUAAAGAAGAUUGGACCCAGUGCUGGGGGGUGGGGGCUGUUAUUGAUAGGUUUUAUAAUAUCAGCUUUGAAGGAAUGAUUUUGACCUUCAACCCUUCAUCAAAAUUAGAAAUCCACUCGCAGGUCCAAGUCUGCUUUGCCACCGGCGGUCUUUUAUUCUGCGUUUGUUGGGGCCGAAGAUGAUGGGAUUUUUCGGUUGUUGACUGAAUGUAAAUUACUUUGACAAGGUGAAAAACUAGGAGGGUGAGGAACUGAGGUUUUCAGUUCAGUUGUGAAGGUUAAACAUUGCCUACUGAGCUGUCAGGAUGCACUGUUUGGGUUGAGAUUUAGAUGAACCUCCAUCUUUAAAAUGAUAAAAGAAUCUUGUGCUUGAUAUGGAAGAAGAGGGCAGCACCUGCCAGGCACAGAAACACUUUGACUUGAUCUCCUGGCACCGGAAGAGAAGCUCUUUCACCAGAGCAGCUGACCCAACCUGUUUAGCCAGCUAUCUCCCCAGUGCUAAUUUUUCCCCAGAGCUAGCCUGCAUACCAUCAACUUUCACCAGUUUAUAAAUGGUGAAGAUCUGAAGAUGGACAGGGUUCUGAGGCAGAGCCUGAAGAUUGCACAAGGCCUUGGUCUCAUCACUGGGCACAGCAGCUCCACAUCAUAGGCUUGGAAGCCUGCCUGGGGCCUAGAUUCUUGUCAGAUUCCUGGUUCCCUGCGCAGACGUCAGUCAACCUCCGUUGCCUGUCUGUCCCCAAGAGGUCCAGAUUUCCUUUGCAAUCCUCAGGCCAGUAAUCUUUUGGGGGCUACCACCGCAAGUGGAUUAAUUUAUGUGAAUUCGAUGCUUUCCCCUGCAGCAUUGGUCUCUCAGCGGCCCUUAAUCACCAGCAGCAUGCAAUUUGGAAGCCCAGUGUCUGUGCAAUUGGCAGAAUUCCUGAAAAUCUCCAACUUAGAUCUUUUGUCCAUAAACAGACCCCGAAAAUUCAGCUCACUCAUUCCUCAUACAUGCAUCAAACAAUACCAGCACACUGCUGCUGUGAUACAACCUGGUGCAAAUUCAGAGGUUCACCUAGAUUGGUAAAAGAAUGUUACACAAUACAGCCGACCUUACAUGAGACAGAUUGGAGACAAAUGUUUGGACAAUCUCAUUUGGGGGUCCCAGUGAAGGCACCUUAAAAGCUACCUAUGAUUGAUGCCAUUUCUGCAGUUUACAUAUUCUAUAAUCUCUGAAAAUGCAGCAGAAGCCCAGCAAAUACUGGCCGUUGAGCCUUCCAGUUCUGUACCUCGUCUGGGAAGCUAGCCUCCAGGUGGUGCAGAGAUAAUUCUUUCGCAGUUUAAAAGUCUGAGCAGAUUUUUAAAGCAAAUUCUCCCCCUCAUUGCGCCAGUUUUCAUUUAAGGAGAAUUUGCAGCAAAUUAUAAUUUUUUAUAUAUAUAUAUAGUAUUUAUUUGAAUUUUAGCUGUCAAUUUGACUGAUGCAGUCCUUACGCCUAUUGCCGAAAAUGCUGUGUAAAUACAUGGCCACAAGAACGAGCAGAUGCUGCCACUUGCUGGUCAUUGUUAUUACUGCAGAUUAAUUUUCAGUGCGUGGCUGGGUGACCAAACGCCUAAAACUGCUCCAUACAGGCACACCGGGAAGUAGUAUCUUGCUCUUUUUUUUUGAAGUGCAUAAGAGGAGAAAGACUUGUAUUCCUGUUUGUGAUCCAGAGCUGAUAGGGCACAAGUGUUUGGGUCGUUGUGAGUUAUAGGUCGUGAUGAAUUUUUUUCCCCUCCCUGGGUGCAGUGUAUUUACCCCUUAUUCACAGAUGUAUCUUACUGCUCUAUUUUGUGAGUGAACUUCUCCUGGCACGCCCCUCUCCCACCUUCCUCCCAGCCCAGUGACAGCACAUCCCUGUCUCUGUAAGUGGCAACGUGGAUGAAUUCAGUGUCCUAUUUUACACAAUUCUUUUCUAUUGUGAAACAGCCACAAAUGAUAAGGUACAGUUAUACAUUUUGUUAAGUCAAUAACCUGACACUUCCACUGUUAAUGAGUUCUUGUUCUGUUCAUGGAUGUGUUAGUGUACUGGGUCAGACUGUACAGUAAGACUUCCUGUAACAAGGCUUUCUCUGUGCAGAUGUUACUGUUAAACUUUUCAUGAAGUCUACUGGCAAAAGAAUAAAGUUAUAUUUAUUCUACAAUUAUGUAUAAUCUUUUCUGAAAUGGUAAUUACAGUUUUCUUGCAAUAACAUGUCUUUCCCACCACAGAAUCGCCAAGAAUUACAAGACCAUGAGACAUAGGAGCAGAGUUAGGCCAUUUGGCCCAUCGAGGCUGCAUCAACACUUCAUCAUGGCUGAUCCAUUUUUCCGCUCAGCCCCAAUUUCCUGCCUCCCCCCCCCCAUAUCCCUUCAUGCCCUGACCAGUCAAUAAUCAAUCAACCUCUGCUUUAAAUAUACAUAAAGACUUGGCCUCCACAGCUGCCUGUAGUAACAAAUUCCACAGAUUCACCACUCUGACUAAAAAAAAUUUCUCCUCUCCAUUCUAAAAGGACACCCCUCUAUUCUGAGGCUGUGUCCUCUGGUCUUAGACUCUCGCCACAUCC